AUGCUGAAGCCGGGCGAGGCGGCGGCAGCCGCCGCCGCGUCGGCCUUCCUCAAAGUAGACGCGUCUUCGUACCUGCAUCACUGGCAGCAGCUCUUCCCGCACACACCGCUCAAGCCUCCCCUACCGUCACCUUCGGGCCCCCCGCAUUGCACUUCCUCGACGGGGGCUGCCGUCCUUGCCUCCUCCUCCUCCUCCUCUGCGGCGGCGGCGGCUCAGUUUCCUCUCGGCCAACACGUGGCGCUCUACGGGCAGGCCCUGGUCCCGGCGGGCCCCGGUGGGGACGCGCACCCCGCCGAGAACCCCGCGGCGGGACGCCUCCUGCAGGUGAAGGAGCAGAGCGUCGGGGUGGUGUCGUCUAGCGUCAAGAGCGGCGGCGAGGAAGGCGGGAAGACCGCACAGCAGGCGGGGGGCAGAAUCAAGCUAACCGCCGAGGAGCUGGACUACUUCUUGUAUGGACAACAGAGGAUGGAGAUCAUACCCAUCAACAGCCACAACGCGGACGUCAACAACCGCUGCGACAUGUGUGCGGACAACCGCAACGGCGAGUGUCCCAUGCACGGACCGCUUCAUUCCCUGCGGAGGUUGGUGGGCACCAGCAGCGCCGCCCCGGCCACCCUCGCUCUCCCCGAUGUUCCCGACUGGCUCAGAGAUCUUCCGCGAGAGGUGUGUCUCUGCACCAGCACGCUUCCCGGCCUCGGCUACGGAAUCUGCGCCGCCCAGAGAAUCCCCCAGGGUACCUGGAUCGGACCUUUCCAGGGUACCCCCCUCAUGCUGGACAAAGUCCGUUGCGGAUCCUCCAGGAACACGCGGCACUUGUGGGAGAUCUACGACUCGGAGGGAACGUUGUGUCACUUUCUCGAUGGCAACGAUCCGGCUAAGUCCAGCUGGAUGAGGUACAUCCGAUGCGCCCGACACUGCGGAGAGCAGAACAUGAUGGUCGUUCAGUACAGGUCUAGCAUCUUCUACCGGGCAUGCCUGGACAUCCCUCGUGGAAGCGAGCUUCUGGUGUGGUACAACGACUCGUACACGUCCUUCUUUGGAAUUCCGCUGCAGUGCGUCGCUCAGGACGAAAACCUGAACGUCCCGACGUCCGUUUCAGAGGUGAUGUCUCGCCAGGAGUCCUUGCAACAGCAGCAAUCCUUCGGCAAGAGCGGCAAAGCGUGUUCGACGGCGACGUCUUUGUCGUCGUCCGUGCGCUCCAUGGUGUUUCCCCAGGCGUCGUGCGGCAGAAGUUUCUCCGCGCUGGACAAGAACGUGGCGCCGUUCUCGUCGUCCGAGUCGUCCUUCGGCCAGCUGUCCUCCAAGAACCAAAGAGUCCUGGCUAGUCCCACGUCCACCAGCCAGCUCAACAGCGAGUUCAGCGACUGGCAUUUGUGGAAGUGCGGACAAUGCUUCAAGACGUUCACGCAGAGGAUUUUGCUACAGAUGCACGUCUGCCCGCAGAACCCCGACAGGCCGUACCAGUGCGGCCACUGCUCGCUGUCCUUCUCGCAGCCGUCAGAGCUGCGCAACCACGUGGUGACGCACUCCAGCGACAGGCCCUUCAAGUGCGGCUACUGCGGCCGCGCCUUUGCCGGCGCCACCACGCUCAACAACCACAUACGCACGCACACCGGGGAGAAGCCCUUCAAAUGCGAGCGUUGCGAUCGUAGUUUCACUCAGGCCACGCAGCUGAGCCGUCACCAGAGAUUACCCAACGAAUGUAAACCUAACGGCGAAGGAUCGGCGGCGGGAGAGUCCAUAGAGGUGGACUAG
Messenger RNA from Nerophis lumbriciformis (worm pipefish), 1755 nucleotides. The record is from RefSeq and is a predicted model, not a curated record. Lineage: Eukaryota; Metazoa; Chordata; Actinopteri; Syngnathiformes; Syngnathidae.